This is a messenger RNA of Vanrija pseudolonga, 2565 nucleotides long. It is a transcript of the gene rrn3, whose product is annotated as RNA polymerase I-specific transcription initiation factor rrn3. Gene Ontology annotation, biological process: transcription initiation at RNA polymerase I promoter. The transcript has 2 exons. Gene Ontology annotation, molecular function: RNA polymerase I core binding; RNA polymerase I general transcription initiation factor activity. Gene Ontology annotation, cellular component: nucleus. NCBI's taxonomy places the organism in Eukaryota, Fungi, Basidiomycota, Tremellomycetes, Trichosporonales, Trichosporonaceae. Bases 1 to 2565 code for a protein of 854 amino acids. The record is from RefSeq and is a predicted model, not a curated record.
AUGUCCCGCGACGCGUUCGCCCUCGCCACCCCCCGCGCAUCGUCGCUCACGGGCAAGAAGCGGCCCCGCGAGUCGACGGACAGCUCGGAUCCGAGAACAAACUCGCUCCGCGCCAACCGCCGCACCAAGUCUGUCAGCGAGGCAGGACGCACCGCCGCCGACGCAAAGGACCGCGAGGCCUUCCAGCGCCAGCUCAUCGGCGUGUUCGUCCCCCGAGCCCUCAAGGAGUCGGCAGACGGCAACAUGGCAAACUACAACGACCUGCUGGCGCACUUCCUGCCCACUGCGCUGCAGACGACGGUGCCGCUCGCGCCCAUCCUUCCCCUUCUCCGCGCGUUGACGGCACACGUCUCGCUCCUGUCCCCCGAGAUCCACUCGUCGCUCAUCUCGGCGAUCGUCGCACUGCCUUGGGCCGCCGGCGACGACCGAUUCGUCAAGUGCUAUGUCGGUUUCGCUGGUGUGCUCGUCAGCGCGCACCCAGUGUGGGCAAAGGAGGUCGUCGGUAUGGCCAUCAGGGGUCUCACAUGGCAGCCCAAAAUCGCGUCCGCUUCCUCGACCCCCAUCACUCGACGCGCCUUCCAUGCCCGUCACCACCUGCUCAUCUCGCACCUCCUGUCGCUCAUUCCCACGCUCCCCAACAUCAUUCAGCCUCUGCUGAAUCGCAACUCGCCUCACAAGCGCGAGGAUGAGGUGUGCCAGACGACCUGGGUCCGCAACGCGUGCGAGAUGAUCGAGUACUGCCCCGAGUUGGGCCCCAGAGUGUGGUCCGGCCUCGUCGACCGAAUGCUGAGGAUCGACGUCGAGAUCACCAACCGUGUCGAGGACGACGAUGAGGAUGACGACGAGGACGACGACGACGACGAAGAUAUGACGGGUGGAAGCGCGCCGGCCAACGACCCCUUCGACCUGCUCAUCUCCGAGGACGUCCCGAAGGAGGGAGACGAUGAUGAGGACGACGACGACGAUGAGGAGGACGGAGAGCUCGACCCCGACGCGCUGUCUUCGGAUGACGAGCGCGAGACCGACGACGAGGCCACGACGAACGCUGUCGAGAUCGCCGCUCAGAAGAAGCGCAAACGCGAGGCCCUCAGGUCGAUGCGCGCAAAGCUGGACGGCAUGAUGUACUACUUCCUGCGCCACAUCGAGGAGGCCAUGGGUGGCCGCGAGCGUGGCCCCUCUGCUGCCGAACUCGCGGCGCUGGGAUUGUCCUCCGUCGCCAGCUCUGGUUCCUCGACGCCCCGCUCGGGGACGCCAACGUGUGGUACCCCGACCAACUCCACACCUCCGGCGUCGGCUCUCCCAGCGCUCCCGACAAGACCAAAGCCCACCCCGGCCCAGUCACUAGCGCACUUCCAGGCCCUCCUCAACCUCUUCUCCCGCCAGAUCCUCCCCACGUCAGCCACCCAGCACCUCCCUUUCCUCCUCUUUCUGGCCUCGUCUUUCUCCCCGGCACACACCGACCUCUUCCUCGGCCUCCUCGUUUCGCAGGCGCUGUACGCCACGACCUCGAACGCGCCGACCCUCGCCUCGCAGCCCGUGUCCCUCACACAGCGGGUCGCCGCCGCCGUCUACAUUGGCUCCCUCGUCUGCCGCGCGCGUUACGUCACCGACGACCAGGCGCGCACCGUCAUGACUUACCUUCUCGCGUACAUUGACGGCAAGCUCGCCCAGGCCCGGGCCGCGGCUUCCGGCAAGGUCUCCAUGGACGAACUGCCCCUCUUCUACGCGGUCUGCCAGGCCGUCAUGCUCACCUUCUGCUUCCGCUGGCGAGCAUUCACGGCCGACACAGACGGCGACGGCGUCGUCGGUGAGCUUGACUUGGACGGAGAGAGCGACACUGGCGAGUCGGAGGGGCGCUGGAUGCGCGACCUGGACGUUCUCCAGCGUGCGCUCACGAGCGAGCUGAACCCUCUGCUUGGGUGCAACCCCUCCAUCGUGAGCACGUUUGCCAAGGUCGCCCACUCGACCGGCUUUGCGUACUGCUUCUCCAUUAUCGAGGCGAACCAGCACGCCACAGCAGGCCGGAGCGCCUCGACAAACUCGGCGAAUGGACGAAGCGCCUCGGCAUCGAGGACGGCCUCGACGACGGGCAACCGGAGGACAUUCUCGCGCACGACCUCAGCACCGGCGGCACCCUUUCCCCCGGCACUCGCUGCCCCGCGUACGGCACGCCAGACCAACAUCGACGCCGGGCUCGACUCGUACUUCCCCUUCGACCCGUACGACCUGCCUCGCUCGGGCGAAUACGUCGAUGCGCUGUACCGCACCUGGAGCGAUGUUGCCGUCGAUCUCGGUGGUGAUAGCGACGACGAGAGCGACUCGGACGAGGAGGGCGACGAGUCGGAGGACAGCGAGGAGAUGGAGGACGAGUUCACCAGAGGCAGAAUGUCGAGCUCGGCCGGCCGCUCGCUACCCAAAAUCAUGCCCAUGGCUGCCAAGCCUGGGUCGUAUGGCGAGCACCGCCGCCGGAUCAUCAAGGACACUGGCCUUUCCACCAGUUUAGAGCAUAUGAGCAUUUCCCCUGGCGCCGCCGGAUUCCACAUGGCCGCCCCAGGGAAGGCAUAG